Rasamsonia emersonii CBS 393.64 is the source of this 1320-nucleotide messenger RNA. RefSeq lists its product as uncharacterized. Gene Ontology annotation, molecular function: ATP binding; protein binding; protein kinase activity. The coding region runs from base 1 to 1320 and encodes 439 amino acids. The transcript has 5 exons. The record is from RefSeq and is a predicted model, not a curated record. Gene Ontology annotation, biological process: protein phosphorylation. NCBI's taxonomy places the organism in Eukaryota, Fungi, Ascomycota, Eurotiomycetes, Eurotiales, Trichocomaceae.
AUGUAUACAUCUUCCAGCUUUCCGUAUCUGUUUGCAGAAGUCGUCGCGUUAGCGCGCAGCCCAUCGCUGUUUCCCCUUACUUACUUCCAAGCAGAGGUCCACGGUUCCGACGACCGCGAGACCCAAUCCAGCAGCCUCCAUCCUUCUCAAGACGCUACUGUCGAAGUUUCGACUGCACCCCAGUUCUCAACAGGCAGGACAAGACAGGGUUUCGCAAGACCCCUCCACUGCUGUGGGCAGAGAUUAACCCGUCUGGGGGCGAAACGCUGCGGGGUCAUCCGCCAAUUGCUGCUGCCGCGCUUGUUCGUAUCACCACCACUGCUCGUGCCAGCAGGCUCUGACCGCGUUAUGGAUCUCUUUGCUGACCACUUCAAGCUGGAAGUCGAGAUCGUCACAGACCGAUGCACCCGGCAGGUUUCAGACCCCAUUCCCGAGUCGGAGGUCCAGCUCGUCUGUCAACAGCUUCUGGAGGGCCUCGUGCAGAUUCAUACCAUUGGUAUCCUUCACCGCGAUCUGAAGCCGCAGAAUAUCUUCGUCGUCCAAAAGUCACCCAUUUGGAUCAAGAUUGGGGAUUUUGGCGUCAGCAAACAGGUUUACGGCAAUGAACCACCACCCAAGACUCGAGUUGGAACCGACGGUUACACGGCCCCGGAAAUACUGGACUUGUUGGAUGUCGAAACUUCGAAUGUGAGCGCUGCCGGAAUAUCCUUCAUUAAGCAGCUGCUGGCUGCAUGCCCGCCUCAACGACCGUCAGCAGCCGAUGCUUUAACAGAUCCCUGGCUUAAGGAUCUUCCCGACUUUUACAGUAACGGUAAUACCGAUGCAUUGAGCAAAUCACCUGUAAACGGGGAAGCGUUGCCAUCCAGAAUGCCAAAGCAGGGAAACUUGAAAACUGAAAUGCCAUUUGGAAGCUCCCCGAGUCAUGUCCUAUGGAAAACCACUGACGUUACAAAGGAAUCUGGUAAAAUUCAGUUUCUCCUCGAUCAUGGGUUCGAUAUCCAUUCACCUGGUUUCGAUGCCGACAAGGCAUUGCUCUGUGUUGCCCCUAUGGAUUAUGAAGUCACGAUGUUCUUAUUGGCCAGGGGAGCCAACAUUGACGCAAAACUAGACAAUGGAGAGACGGCCCUACGUUUUGCUGCACGACAUGGUAACGAAGACACGCUCCUGGGUCUGCUUAUGGAAGGCGCCGAUGUCAAUGCAAAAACCGAGAAUGGAACCACACCACUCCAUUGCGCAGCGAUGGCGGGGCAUAUGAGAGUAAGAGAUUUUAAAAAAAACGAAACAGAAGCGGACUAUGAUCUGCGCUACGAAUAUAUAUGA